Messenger RNA from Bursaphelenchus okinawaensis, 4675 nucleotides. The record is from the annotation of a GenBank genome assembly. Lineage: Eukaryota; Metazoa; Nematoda; Chromadorea; Rhabditida; Aphelenchoididae.
AUGGGCUAUUUCGACAACCUUCACAGUCCCAGAGUUCUGAACGAUGCUACAACUUCUCGAAACAACACGAAUAACUGCUCCUUCGACAGUUCUAGCAAAUACAAAUUACUUGCCUUGUUUCAAACAGUAAAACUGCAUGAUCUUGAUAUACAAAACUCAAGUUUUCGUAUUCAUACUGAGAUUCAGAUUUUGCCGAUACAAAGGAAAGUAAAGGAUGUUGUUCUUCACCUGGGAGAAUGUAAGUUUCUAUUGCUGGUCUUGAAGUUUAGAUUUAGUUGGAAAUGAGGACGGCAUUUAUGAAAAUUGUUAUAAGAGAAUUUACAAGUUGUUUUGGUCUUGAAAUUGUAAUUCUUAAAAGGAAUGAGGUGAUACGGCAGUUUAUUCAAGUAAACUACUGUAAAAGCAAAAUGAUACAGUUUUGUAUAUUAAUAGUAUCUUUAGAUUGCCUGUUGCCAAAUGAACAAGGCAAUGAGCGUCAAGGUACAAUAUCAAUUGACGGUAUUGAAUGUAGGUAUCGAAGAAAACGGCUAGAUUUUAAGUUGGACACUCAUAUCAGUUCUAUGAAUUUACUGGCGUUGAAGAAAGCUUCUAGCGAUGCUUUGAAGAAACAUGAGGGUGAAUUGUACAUUGAAAUACCUCCACAAUUGUUGUCCAAAAUUAACGAAAAGAGGGUUUUUAUACUUUCGAUUGAUUGUUUUGUCAAACAGCCGGCUUUUGUAAGUUUUAAAUUUUUGUCAAAUUUUUUUUGAAAAAAAAAUAUUAUAAUUCUCUAAAAUUAUUAGUUGUGAUUUUUAGGGUGUAUAUUUUUCUCAAGGAAGUAAACGAGGCGAUGGAACACACGUUUAUACAUAUAGGUCUGGGUUAUUAUCAAGUACUCGAGAUUGGGUGCCUUGCUUUGAUCAUCCUGAUCAUCUGACGUUGUGGAAGUUACAAUUUGACGUUCCAUUUAAUUUGACAGUAAUAUCAAGCGGAGACUUGGUGGUAAUUUUACUUUAAACAGAUUUUUUGACUUAUGUUACACUUGGAUAUACAGCCGGUGUAGUCAUUACCUAUAAACUUAAAGGUGGUCUAAUUUAAUUACACAUUGUUUUAGGAAAUAGAAGGAAUGUCAGAUGAAUCUCUAAAGUCGUACACAUUUAUGUUGGGUACUCCAGUGCCAGCUAUGAAUAUUGGAUGGGCUAUUGGAGACUUUGAGGAUACGGUUCAACCAGAAAUGCCAGAUGUAUGUUUAUUUUGGAAUUUUUUACUUUACUUUUUUAAUUAAAAACUGACAUCGGACCAGCUUCUACAAUUCUUUACAAUUAUUAUUGUACUUUUAGGUAAGCAGUUACUCUCCACCAGGUGUCCAGUCCCUUGUCCAACACACUCUGGCCACAUUACCGCGUGUCUUUACAUUCAUUGAAGAAACCUUGUCUUGUCGGUUUCCUUAUUCGUCGUACAAAAUGAUAUUUGUUGAUCAACCGCCAGAAGAACAUCAAUCUUAUGCUGGUUUGACAAUAUUCAACAUCAACUUGCUGUAUCACAAGAAGAUAUUGGAUACGGUGCAAUCAGUACGACAAGUAGUUGCUUUGGCAGUUUCUACUCAGUUCUUUGGCUGUUAUGUUAACACGAGGUGUCUAGACGACCUGUGGGUAGUGAAAAGUUUGGCAAUGUCAGUUUUUCUUUAAUAUAUUCAGGUUCUGUUUACAUAAUAAUGGUAUAUAAUUGUGUUUAAGAAGGUUAAUAACUCUUUAAGCUUUUUUUAGAUAUUUAUACAUUGUCAUAAAUAUAAAAAUUUAAAAAUCUUGUUUUAGGCACAUUACAGCGUUGUACGUUGAGAAAACGUUUGGGACGUCUGAAUAUAACUAUCUGGUCAAUAAGUUGAUGGAACAGAUUUGUGAAUACGAAGCUAGUUUUGGUCCCAUUGUGCUGAAACCCAAGUCUUCACACCAACAAAGCCAUCUUUACUUCGAUCCCAGCUAUUCUGAGACCUGUUCCCCCCACUAUGCUGAAGCCAGGUUUAAGAAAGGACAGUUUGUGAUGAGAUGCCUACAACUUAAGCUGGGGAAGGAACAUUUUUUGAAGGUAAGCUGGCGUUUCUUACUGGUAUACAGGUUGGAAUUUAUUUGUGUAAAAAAGGUUUUUUAACACGUUUUUAGGUAUUAUAACACAGUGUUUGACUUAAAGUUACUUUUUGUAUUAAAGUAAAGCAAAACCAUGAAUAGUGUUAUGAAUAAUACUAAAAACACUAUUUGAGGUGUUGAACAGAAUGCUCGUAGUAGCCAACCAAUUCAGUCAAAGUCUCGAGAAACCGGUCGAAUGGUCCCACAUGGUCGUAUCUUGUGAUUCCUUCUUUAAAACUGUGAUAUCCGUAACAGGCAGAGAGUUGUCCUACUUUAUGGAGCUGUUUGUGUACAAUGGUGGUCAUGCCAACUUUGAAGUCAAUUAUCAGCACAAUCGGAAGAGGAACAUAGUGGAACUGGAGCUGAAACAAGAUGUCAGAAGUAGUACUAAAGGUCGAAUUGAGUACGUCGGACCAUUGACCAUCUGUAUUCAGGUAAUUCUAGUUUUUUGUCUUGUCAAAGUGAUUUUCAAAGACACAAAAAAAAGUUUUUGUAUAAUGAAACGAAAUGUCAAUAUAGACUUUUGGCAUUUCGCAUAAAAACAGUUUUUUGUAGGAAUUGGAUGGUUGCUUCACUCACACGGUCCAAAUCGAUGCCAAUACAUCUAAACAUGACUUGCAAUGUCAUUCUAAAGGUCGGAGGCAGAAAAGGAAGAAAGUUCCGUUAUCGACCGGUGAAGAAUUGGAUAUUGACUUGAGUGCAUUGGACGCGGAUUCUCCAGUCAUGUGGAUUCGAAUUGAUCCUUAUAUGGAGGUUCCAAGAACGCUUAAGGUAGGUAUUGUUGGUUAGAUUGUGUAAAAUAUUAUACAAUGGUUUUUUUGUUUUCAUGGUUUUUUAAACAUAAGAUUACGAUUUUUGUAGUGAUUAAACUAUAAUUUACGUUGUUUUUCCAAAUUAUGUUAUUCAUUACACUUUAGAUAGCCCAACCUCAAAAUCAAUGGGAGUACAUGUUAAGAUACGAACGUUGUGUGAUAGCACAGACAAUGGCCAUCGAAGCGCUACAACACUUUCCUCUACAGAACACUCACAACGUUCUGGUCGAAGCCAUUAACAACCAGAACUUCUUUCACAGAGUCAGAUCGAGAGCUGCGAUGUGUUUGACAGAAGUGUCUAACAAGCUACCUGAUGGACUGAUUAGUGGAAAGCCAGCCUUGAUCGACUUUUUUGAGAAAAACUUUGGAUGUUCGGCUAAUCCCUCUAUUCCAGCUUUACACAACUUCGUCGCCACUUCGAACAAUCUACAAAAGUACAUUCUGAUGUCGGUGAGUGUAUUGUAAUUGGCAAUUUUGUUUUUGGACAUGUGUUAGACAAUUAUUGGUCAUUUUUACACUUAUUUUGAAAAAGUUUAAAAUUCAAUGAAAAAUUCCUAAUUUCAAAAAUCAAUUUCAGUCACUACCCCCAGCCAUUGGCCGAAUGAGAAGAGAGCAAAAACAUUGUCCAAAAGAGAUUACCCACUUCUUGUUAGGACUACUACAAUUCAAUGACAACUCUAUGAACAGAUAUUCUGAUGACCAUUACCGUGCAGCGUUGAUCGGUGGAAUCACGGCUUCGAUUACUCAAGCUGAUCGGACUCUGGUCGAUACUGGAAAGCCAGAAUCUAUGAGUGAAGGUAUUGAUGAAAUCGUGAUGGAAAUCACCAGAGCCUUGAAUAUGGAUCAGCUGGAGCCAAGCUAUCACAAAGUUGUUAGCCAAGCGUGUUUGAGGUGUUUGUUGGCUGUAAGUUUGUUUCGAAUUUUUAUUUGGUUGUAAAACCUUGUUGUAUGUUGGUAUAUUAUUAUGGAUAUAUCAUAUGUACUUACUUUUUUAGUUACAACGCUUCAAUCAUCUUCCACUUGAUGCCACAAUCUUUUGGAUGUUUGCUGAAGAAAAGUUGGUGUUUAAUGGAGUAAGGUAUUUGCGUUAGUUAUUUUUAAAAUAUCUUUCUAAUGCAAGUUGACUAUAUGUAUCACAAAGUACGACAAUAGUUAUAAUUUAUUACCUUGAUAUUUUAGCUUCGAAAAACGGCUUUGAAUUGUCUGUGCAGUAUGAUACGAAGAACCCACAACACAGCGUUGAUGAGCACUAUAAACAGGUUAUUCGAAAUGGUGGUGAGCGACGAAAGCCCUUUUAUCAGACAUUCCUUGGCUACUUCAAUAUUGUUGAAGACUCCAUUCGCUUAUUCGGCGGAGUAAGUUGCACUUUUUUAAAUUUCACUUUUUAGUUGUUAUGCAUACUUAUAACUUUAAUUGCGUAUUUUUAAGUAUACUUUAUAUAUAUAUAUAUUUAUUGUUUUAGUGUCAUCAACAACUUGGGUUACUUCUCGAAUACCAAAGAGAUGGCUGAAAAGUUGUGGAGAAUGGCUACGGACUUGAGAUUGGUAAGUUUUUACAAAUAUUGAAUUGGUAAUUUGAAGAAGAUAAAUCUAAGUUUUUUCUUUUCAGGAACCAAAAAUCCGGGUUCAAUUGGUGGACAUUUACUACAUGAUGUACUUGACCUGCACACCCCUUGUCUUGAGACCAAGACAUGAAAUUGAUGAUUUACAAAGACGGCAAAAUGAAGAGAUUAGGAUGGGUACUGUAACAAGUCUGAACUAG